Molecule: messenger RNA, 1710 nt
Organism: Nematocida homosporus
Lineage: Eukaryota; Fungi; Microsporidia
Product: phosphatidylinositol 4-phosphatase
Exons: 1
Coding region: 1-1710 (569 amino acids)
Biological process (GO): phosphatidylinositol dephosphorylation
Cellular component (GO): endoplasmic reticulum
Molecular function (GO): phosphatidylinositol-4-phosphate phosphatase activity
Source: RefSeq, a predicted model, not a curated record
AUGCAUAGUUUGGAUUCUGGCCGUAUGCUUAUAAGAAAUGGUAGUUCUAGUGUCCUCCUAACGUACUUAAGAAACACAACUGAGGAGGGAGACACCGAGGCCAAAGUGUGUGUAGUAAAGAAAAUGAACUGGACAAAGAAUGAGAACCUACGAGGCGGCCGAGAGUUCUACGGAAUCUACGGGGAGAUAGAAGCAAACCAUGGCAAGUACUUAAUCUAUAUCAAAGACAGAAAGAAGGUCGGAGAGUUACAGGGUCGAAAUGUUUAUGAAGUUGUAGCAGGCGAAACUAUCUUCUUAUCUGGCAAGGAAGAUAAGAUGGUCUAUGAACUAGUGCAGGAGUUCUUUAAGACUCCCGGACUGUUCUUCUCAGACUUAGAUCUAUCCGGACCUUUAGGCAGUCCAGAUAGUAAAGAGGAGAAUACUGAUUUUAUCUUCAACUAUAUCCCCCUAGCCAAGUUCGGCCAGAAAGAGGAUGCCAAAGACGCCGAACUAUUUGGAGUACGAAUUAUUCAAGGAUACUUUGGCCAGCUCAAUCUAAACUGGGACAGUGAAGUCAAGUGCUGUUUAUUGAGUCGACGUAGUUGGAAGAACACAGGCACUCGGUUCUGUGCCCGUGGUUCCGAUGCCACCGGCCAUGCAGCCAACAGUGUAGAAACUAUCUUUCAGUUUGAGAAGAACAAACAGACUCAUUCCUUUUUGCAGAUAAGAGGAUCAAUUCCUCUUUCUUGGGAACAGAAGAUAAACUUAUCGUAUAAACCGCCAGUCAAAAUGGGAGACCCCGAGAUUAGUCACCAACUAUUCCGUAAACACCUUGAAGUCCUCAGUAAGAGAUACGGCGAUGUAGUCUUUUUGACUCUUUUAGAUGCAACUGGCCACGAAGAAGAGCUUAAUAAUAUCUAUAUAGACGAGUUAAAGCGAAAUAAAGUGGACUACUAUGCAGUGGACUACCACCGCAUGAUGAAAAGUCCCGAAGAGCGACGAGUGUUUAAACAGGCACUACAAGAACUACUUCUGAAAAACAAGGUCAUUCGAACCAACUGUGUGGAUUGCUUAGACCGAACUAACGUCGUACAAAGUCAACUGGCCAAGAUAAAGAUGCUGCACUUCCUGAACCUACCUGCAUUUGGCGAGCAAGGCCAAGUUCUAGAUGUCGAUGACUAUUUAGCCGUAUCUGAAGUCCGUAAGCUAGGCCAGCUAUGGAACCAAAAUGCCAAUGCACUGGCCAUGCAGUAUACUGGUACUUCCGCACUGAAAAACGACUUAACUGCGCAUGGUGUACGUACAUUCCGCGGAAUGAUCCAGGAUGCCAUUAGUAGUGGCAAGCGGUACGUCAACAACAAUUUCACUGACGGGCGUAUGCAAGAGAUCAUUGAAAUCCUUACGGGAGCCCGACACCACCUGGGAAACUGUUCUAGGGGAGACAGAAGAGUUAGCAUCUUUUUAGGAGCCUUCAUAGCAGCCGCUAUUAUGGCAACGGCCUACCAUCCCAUUCUAUUGGUUAUAUUACUCGCCUGCCUCAUUCUGGCCGGAAAGAGACUCCUCAGUCUCUUCCUUAGUUUUCCGUCUCCCCUCUCUUCAUCCCCAUCCAACUCUUCUAAGUCCCAAUCCACUAAAUCCCAAACCCAAUCCCACUCCAAGCCCAAUACUAACCACUCCAAGCCCAAUAAUAAGGCUACACCACCUCCUAAAACAGACAUGCCCAAGAAAUAA